AUGACAGCUGUCGAAACCCAAAUGGCAUACAGCAACUCCUACACGAUCCACCAUGAAGAGACGUACAUGACCCAGGAGGAGGACUGGGACAGGGACCUGCUGCUGGACCCAGCCUGGGAGAAGCAGCAGAGGAAGACCUUCACAGCUUGGUGUAACUCCCACUUAAGGAAAGCCGGGACACAGAUUGAGAACAUUGAAGAGGAUUUCAGAAAUGGCCUCAAACUCAUGCUGCUGCUGGAGGUCAUAUCAGGUGAGAGGCUGCCCAAACCCGACAAAGGCAAGAUGCGUUUCCAUAAGAUCGCCAACGUGAACAAAGCCCUGGACUUCAUCUGCAGCAAGGGAGUCAAGCUGGUGUCUAUCGGUGCUGAGGAAAUUGUUGACGGAAAUGUGAAGAUGACCCUUGGUAUGAUCUGGACCAUCAUCCUUCGCUUCGCCAUCCAGGAUAUCUCUGUGGAAGAGACAUCUGCUAAGGAGGGUCUGCUGCUGUGGUGCCAGAGGAAGACUGCCCCCUACAGGAACGUCAAUGUGCAGAACUUCCACAUCAGUUGGAAGGAUGGCCUGGCUCUGUGUGCCCUCAUCCACAGACACAGACCUGACCUCAUUGACUACUCCAAACUGAGAAAGGAUGACCCUAUUGGUAACCUGAACACUGCCUUCGAUGUGGCUGAGAAGUUCCUGGACAUCCCCAAGAUGCUUGAUGCCGAAGAUAUUGUGAACACACCUAAACCUGAUGAGAAGGCCAUCAUGACCUACGUGUCCUGCUUCUACCAUGCCUUUGCUGGCGCUGAACAGGCUGAGACUGCUGCCAACCGUAUCUGCAAGGUGUUGGCCGUCAACCAAGAGAAUGAGAAACUGAUGGAGGAAUACGAGAAGCUGGCCAGCGAGCUGUUGGAGUGGAUCCGCCGCACCAUUCCCUGGCUGGAGAAUCGUGUGGCCGAGCAGACAAUGCGCGCCAUGCAGCAGAAACUGGAGGAUUUCCGAGACUACCGCCGCAUUCACAAGCCACCCCGCGUCCAGGAGAAAUGCCAGCUGGAGAUCAACUUCAAUACCCUGCAGACUAAACUGAGGCUCAGCAACAGGCCUGCCUUCAUGCCCUCCGAGGGCAAGAUGGUGUCUGAUAUCGCCAACGCCUGGAAGGGUCUGGAGCAGGUGGAGAAGGGCUACGAGGAGUGGCUGCUGACCGAGAUCCGCCGUCUGGAGAGACUCGACCACCUGGCGGAGAAGUUCAAGCAGAAGUGCGCCAUGCACGAGUCCUGGACCGGAGGUAAGGAGGACCUGCUUUCCCAGAAGGAUUACGAAUCAGCUUCUCUUAUGGAGAUCAGAGCUUUGAUGAGAAAGCAUGAGGCCUUUGAGAGCGACCUUGCUGCUCACCAGGACAGAGUGGAGCAGAUUGCUGCUAUUGCCCAAGAGCUCAAUGAGCUGGACUACCAUGAUGCUGCUACUGUGAACGCCCGCUGCCAGGGCAUCUGCGACCAGUGGGAUAACCUGGGCACCCUGACCCAGAAGAGGAGGGACUCACUGGAGCGUGUGGAGAAGCUGUGGGAGACUAUCGAUCAGUUGUACCUAGAGUUCGCCAAGAGGGCAGCGCCGUUCAACAACUGGAUGGAUGGAGCCAUGGAGGACCUGCAGGACAUGUUCAUUGUCCACAGCAUCGAGGAGAUUCAGAGCUUGAUCACAGCUCAUGACCAGUUCAAGGCCACUCUGCCCGAGGCCGACAAGGAGCGCAUGGCCACUCUGGGAAUCCAUAAUGAGAUCCUGAAGAUCGCCCAGACCUACGGCAUCAAGCUGUCUGGAAUCAACCCCUACACCAACCUCUCGCCCCAGGACAUCAGCACUAAGUGGGACACUGUGAAGCACCUUGUGCCCCUCAGAGACCAAAUGCUCCAGGAGGAGGUGGCCAGACAGCAGGCCAACGAGAGGCUGAGGCGCCAGUUUGCUGCCCAGGCCAACAUCAUCGGACCCUGGAUUCAAACUAAGAUGGAGGAGAUUAGCCAUGUGUCCGUGGACAUCGCCGGAUCCCUGGAGGAACAGAUGAACAGCCUAAAGCAAUAUGAACAGAACAUCAUUAACUACAAAUCCAACAUUGACAAGCUGGAGGGAGACCACCAGCUCAGCCAGGAGUCCCUCAUCUUUGACAAUAAGCACACCAACUACACCAUGGAGCACAUCCGUGUGGGCUGGGAGCAGUUGCUCACCACCAUUGCCAGAACCAUCAACGAGGUUGAGAACCAGAUCCUGACCCGCGACGCCAAGGGCAUCAGCCAGGAACAGCUCAAUGAGUUCAGAGCUUCCUUCAACCACUUCGACAGGAAGAGAAACGGCAUGAUGGACCCAGACGACUUCCGUGCCUGCCUUAUCUCCAUGGGUUACGAUCUGGGUGAGGUGGAGUUUGCACGCAUCAUGACUCUGGUGGACCCCAACAAUACAGGAGUUGUGACCUUCCAGGCCUUCAUUGACUUCAUGACCCGUGAGACCGCUGAGACUGACACCGCAGAACAGGUCAUGGCAUCCUUCAAGAUUCUGGCUUCAGACAAGAGUUAUAUCACAGUGGAGGAGCUGCGCAGGGAGCUGCCGCCAGAACAGGCCGAAUACUGCAUCAGCCGCAUGACCAGGUACAUCGGACCCGAGAGCCCCCCCGGCGCCCUGGACUACAUCUCCUUCUCCAGCGCCCUCUAUGGAGAGAGCGACUUAUAAGCCCAGCCGCUUCUGAUCUCCACCUCUCGUCCCUUCCUCCCAGCUUCCCCCCCUAUUUCUCCUGUGUGGAGAGAUCCAUUUAAACCCUUCCACUGUCCUUCUACAUGCUUUGUUCUUAUCAUUUUUUCCUCUUUCAAAUCUUAUCUUUCUUUCCCAUCUCCCUUCUCUUCCUAUCCCUACUUAAGCCCACAAACACUGCCUGAGAGGGGAGAGUAGAAGGCUUUGCUCAAAUCUUAGAGGUUUAGUUUGGACUGGACAGCUCUCUCUUGUUCCUGUUAACGCCUUAAAACCAAGAAGAUACCAGGUAUUGCCUUGAACUUAUGUAAGUAACGUACAUAUGCCUGCCUAAGGGGUGAUCAGACGAAAGGAGGUCACGAAGGAAAACAAAGGAGCUCUUACUAGAAGUUCUUUUGAGCAAAGCCUCCUGCUCUCCAAUCCUCUAUCGGAUAACAUACUUUUUGUAGAAGGGUAAUUAAAGAAGAAAACGUGAUAAAAAAAGCUGGUUGGUCAGUUGGCUUGGUUGUGUAUUUGUGUAGAUGCAUGCAGUAUUGAAGUUUAGGAAUGCUGUCUUUGUGAGUCUUACGUGACUCUUCCUUAAAAAUACAAAAACCCAUCCAAACCGUGCAGUAAGCAGAGUCAGGUGCUAUAAUGUUAUAAAGACAGACUACCAGAAAAUUCAAGUGUACGAAAGGAGGAACGUCAGCGCACUGUAAACACUUAAGUUCAGCACUAUGCAGAUUUAAACCUGGAGAUCUUAAAGCCUUCUGAAGCUCAGGUUCAAAUGGAGGAUGAAUGAGAGAGCGCUGAAUAUUAACACAAACAGAGAGAGCAGUACAGAGCAAAGGAUUCUGGGUAAAUGAAGAAAACAAGAGGGCCAUGGCUGUUGGAGUUGAUGCUAGAAUGGGUCGCCCACGGGGGGAUCCAGACGCUCAAAUAUGAGCAUUGAAGGCAAACUCUGAUUAGCGUCUCUGUUUAACACUAGUAUAUGUUUAUAAAGCAGCACAACACACAUUAUAGUGAAGAAUUUACUCUGUACUGUCUUAGUAUUUAGUCAAAUACAGCCACAGAGCUAACCCAAUUAGCCGUAGUAGUAGCUGUUUGUCUUAGCUUUAGCCGUAGCAGCUAACAGAACAGUGUAAGUCUGCUCCUGUGGUCGACCCAUUCUAGCAUCGACCAGCAGGUUCGGGACUCAGGAAGGAAGACAGAAAGACGAACUGUUAAGGCCAGACAGAACGAUCCCACACACUUCUCUCCUCACUCUCCAAACACUUUUUUUUUUGAUUUUAAAACAAAAACAAAAAACAAAAACUCAAAUGUUUCGGGACAUGAACAGAGAGAGGUGUUGAGCAGUGAGAAACCACAGGGCAUCAGGAAAGUUAUGACGAUAAGAAUUGAAAACUGUACGUGGGACCAUAGCAGGCCUAUGUCAGGUAAAGAAGGAAAUAGGGUUCUGGUCCCAUUUAUUAAAAAAAAAAAAAAAGAAAAAAAGAAAAGGAAACUAAGUCCCCAUUCUCCUCCUCCCCUCAUCUUCAACUCACUCUGCCCAUCAUCACCCAUGCCAACUCUCUUUCACAACAAAAUUUUACAAACCACAACUUGGAAUAAAAAAGGGAAAUUAUAUUACUA
Sphaeramia orbicularis (orbiculate cardinalfish) is the source of this 4320-nucleotide messenger RNA. It is a transcript of the gene actn3b, whose product is annotated as actinin alpha 3b. NCBI's taxonomy places the organism in Eukaryota, Metazoa, Chordata, Actinopteri, Kurtiformes, Apogonidae. The transcript has 21 exons. The record is from RefSeq and is a predicted model, not a curated record. Gene Ontology annotation, molecular function: protein binding; calcium ion binding. Bases 1 to 2694 code for a protein of 897 amino acids.